Messenger RNA from Teleopsis dalmanni, 1002 nucleotides. RefSeq lists its product as uncharacterized. The transcript has 2 exons. The record is from RefSeq and is a predicted model, not a curated record. Bases 102 to 905 code for a protein of 267 amino acids. NCBI's taxonomy places the organism in Eukaryota, Metazoa, Arthropoda, Insecta, Diptera, Diopsidae.
GUAAGGUGCAUAUAGUCAUAUAUAAUAUAUAAGUCAAGAUAAUAUAAUAGAUUGUAAAAAUCUGAUAAUUAUCAUUUAAGAACUUGAAAAAAUCAUCUCUAAUGGAAUGCGAUAAGGACAGCGAACAAUUGAAAAUUUCACAGGAUCCUAAAUUUUCUGAAAAGCAGGAAUCAAUCGAUAAAAAUACUACAAAAUCCUUAAUAUGCAGUAAUACUAAAAAUAAUAAUCGUUAUGUUGCUCCCGUCGGAGUUCUUAUUCUACUACUAACGUUUUACAUCCUAAUUCUUAUAAUUCAACAGAAUUUUAAUAAUUUAUAUGCUAUAAAAUCAAUACAAGCAUUAACUAUCGAUAAUAAAAACAAUAAAUUGUUGGAGAAAGGAAAUGAUAGUCCAAUAAAAUUAAGCACUUCAGAUAUAAAUGAGAUCGGUGUUUGUUAUAGUUUGGAUCAACUGUUUGUGGAAGAUGUUGAUAUAAGGAAUUCAGCUAAGUGCUAUUUGAAACCCACAGAAAAUAUAAAAAAAUGGAAGGAUAAUAACAAUACCACUUUAAGAAGAAAAGCUGUAACAAAAGCCAUCAAAAGUUCAAAAAACUCCAAUGGUAAAAAUGGGAGUACGCAAAAAAUGAAAAAAUCAGUAAAAGUAAAACCGAUAACUAAAAAAGAUCAGUCCAAAAAUGAACAAAAAAAUCAAAAAAGUUAUGCUGCAGAACCAAUUAUAUAUAUCUUCGCAAUCGUUUUUAUAUACUUACUUCUUAAAGCUGCAUCGGAUAUAAACCAACAUUAUAAAUCGCAAUCUAAAGGAGACAAACGAUUUCGUCGAUGUUCUCUUCAAUCAUACGCCCAAGCCCACAAACAAGACCGUCGAUUCUCCAAAGGUACUUCAACCAAAAAUUUAUUAAAAGUAUAAAUGUAUGUGUGUUCAACCUAAAUUGCCUGUUAAUCUUUUAACUGUUUUAAUAAGUUUAAAUUUACAAAAAAUGGUGUUUUAUUUACAUAUUCUACUA